AUGAAAACGCUGAGUUAUCAAUACAACCAAUUGAGCCUUCAUGAAAAGCUUGAUUUAGUACCUCCUGACGCUAACGAACCUGGCAAUGCUGCGCUGUCAGAAAAAAAAAAGCUGACUCGCAAGGCAUUGAAUUUUGCCCAGAAACAUGGCUUGCCUAAACGUCCAGCACAUUCUGGAUUUGGAAUCUACAUAUCGGAGCGACUCAUUGGUGCUAAGGGCAAAACUCUAGCUGAUGUGGCAAACAAGUUGAAAGAGCUGUCUUCUAUCUGGAAUCUCUUUUCGUCUUCGGAAAAACAGGUAAGAUAUAAUUCUCUUAUGAUAGUUUCCUUUAGACAACACAUUUUUGUACUACAUACCAUUAAUUCAUAA
Protopolystoma xenopodis is the source of this 369-nucleotide messenger RNA. Lineage: Eukaryota; Metazoa; Platyhelminthes; Monogenea; Polystomatidea; Polystomatidae. The record is from the annotation of a GenBank genome assembly.